Molecule: messenger RNA, 3753 nt
Organism: Gallus gallus (chicken)
Lineage: Eukaryota; Metazoa; Chordata; Aves; Galliformes; Phasianidae
Gene: POLR1C
Product: RNA polymerase I subunit C
Exons: 12
Coding region: 2710-3558 (282 amino acids)
Biological process (GO): DNA-templated transcription
Cellular component (GO): RNA polymerase I complex; RNA polymerase III complex
Molecular function (GO): DNA binding; protein dimerization activity
Source: RefSeq, a predicted model, not a curated record
GCCGCCAUUUUGUGCCCCGCCGCCACUCGAGGCACGCGAGGAGGGUCUGCUGUCCUCUGGUGCUGAGAUGAGGGGGUGCGGGCGAAGUCCCCGAGAAUGGGCCGAAGCCGCUGGGCCGUGGUGUGCCCCGGGCUGGGCAGCAGCCGCCCGUUGGCUUUAUCUGCUGAAACCCACUGAUCCUCAGUCUUGGUCCUGGUGCAUAUGGCACAGCGGUCUGCAGGUACAAGGCGGGAUUGGAGUUCUGUGGGUCACCACUCUCCAAGGCCGUGCCAUGAGAGAGGAGGGGAAAAAUAGAAUAUGGAGGGGGUCGUUAAGCAGUUUUUCUCCUGUGAAAUGGAGGAGCCACUGACUGCGUGUUACGUCUUGGAUGAGACCAAAGCAGGCUAUUAUUAGAGAGGCACUUGGAAGAGAGCCCCUGGGACACGUCCCACUUCAGUUGACAGCAGCAGCCUUGGAGCAUUGCUUAGGGCAUCUGCCUGCCUUUGAAGCCGUAGUGAUGGCAUCUUCGGUGUCUGUAGUCAGGUGCAAGAGCACAUCAGGGAGAUGAAUAUCCUAUCUUGCUUUAUGUUCAGAUACACUGGGAUUAGUGGUACAGGAGCAAGUGGUUCAAAGCUUGUCUCACUAAGCCUCAUCGAGGGCUUUGCGGAGGCAAACUUGGCAGUGUAUUUUGUCAAGAGCUAUGUAUUACCUCCUUGUCAUGUGCAGUUACCCAGCAGGUAUGAGGAAGGUGAUUUAUUGUUUUCCUGCUGGGGCAUGAAAGAUGAGAGCUGACUCCCUAGACUGAUGCCAUUAACGGCUAACACAUAAAUAGGGAAAAACAGCAGGUGAUGAGCUGCUGGAGUGAGACUAGACAUAGGGAGGAAGGCAAAUGGGAGAACAAACAGCAUACCUGUAACCCAAAACAUAUCUAAAACAUAACCCAAAACAUAACAUAACAACACUAAGUGUUGUAAGAAGGGUUGGUCUCCCAGGUACUGCAGAGGAGAGGAUACCAUAGCGUGCUUCAAUAUAUGUUUUACCUUCCUCUUUCUAAUGUGACAGCCUCAUAUAUUUAUUUCAAUUAAAAGGGCUCACACAGUUCUUGUAGCGUUACCCUUCCUCAACAGCUGCAUGUGUGAAGAAUUACUUUAGAUUUGCUGCAAGGGAAGAGGGAGAAAUUUAUUUUAGAUUUCCCACAAAAGCCACAGCGGGAAACAAAGGCAUUAAAGGUGGAGAGUGUCUGGCGUGAUGGGGAUGUAAGGCUUGUGCUGAUAACUAGAGGACUUGUGUAAGACCGACCUGCCUUCCCACAGGGACCUGACUAAGGCAGUGUGCUCACCAUGCUCUGAGGAACUGCAGCACACACGCAUUUCUCUGCAAAAGCAUGUCCCCCUCUGUCAGCAAAAGGAGAAAGGCUGAAUCUCUCAGCAGAGCACCAGAGUUCUGGUAGUACAAAAUGUUUCCAGCUCCAGCUGCUGCAGAGAAUGAACUGGGUCUGAGGAACUGGAGCAGAGCAAGUCCCGCAGCAUCUGAGAGGGUGGUUUGUCAUUACCCUUGUCAUCUGUCCCCAGCUGACAGGACACAUAAGCUGCACAGGGACAGCAUGAAGACUUCUCUCAUAGCUUUCCUGUGCUUUGAGUGAAAACACGGGUGCAGCUUUGUCAUUCUGAUCUAGCUAAAUGGCAGGGUGUAGAAAGGGAGCACAGGUCUUCUCCAGUGAUGCCCACAGAUCAGCAGUGGUAUUUUGGCCCUGAGUGGCUUAUCUUCUUUUCUGAAAUUUUUCUAGUGGCAGUCAUCUCUUUCUCCUUUCCUUCCCCCCUGCCUGCACUUGAAAAGUUUUCACCAAGAGAAACAGACCCAUUCUAUGCUGCCAGGGCAAGAAGUGUAAGUCAGAAAAUUAGAAACUAACCUUCCAUGGGGUUACAGUGAGGGGAGGGCCAGACUUGUAGCAUUACAAACUAAGUUUGAAAAUAAUGGAAACUCUAGGUGCUGAAAGUGGCUUAAUUGCUCCAAGUAACAUGGAGGUUGCUGGCCCAAAUAGCGUAGCUGAUGCUUCCAAGCAACUUGGUCUUGUGUUCUUCAGCCAAAACAAACUGGGGGCUGGGGGAGAAAGUCAGAGAAUGUGUCUACUAUGCAUGUGUUAGCAGAUAAACUUCUUGCUCUUGGAAGGGAAACAAAUGAUGAACUCAGGAAUAAGCAACAGUGGAAAGGAGGUCUGUGACUGAAAUGCUCAAAUCCUGUCCAGUGACACUGUUGUAACUGAAGUGAUAAGCAGCCUGACUGCAGUAGCUGGCACUGUUUUCCUCUUUUUCAUCACACCCUGGCUCCAGUUUGAAUAUUACCUCGACAGUAGUAUCCCCUCCCACUAAUAAAACAAAGGGGAGUGCAGUUCUGACAUGCUAUCUGCCUUGUGCUGAUUGUAGGCACACUGAGAGAGGAUCUUCUAAUUUUUGUCUUCUCUCCAGUAUGAGUGUCAGCUUCUUAGGUGUGGAUUCUUUCUUCCAGGAGAGAGACUGAAAGCUAGAAACCAGCUAACAGCUUAACACUCUCAGACCAAUGAGGGAAGACUACAGCUGAACUAUUCAAUUGUGAGCUACUGCAGUGCAGGUCCACACCACCGACUUCCCCGGCAACUACCCCGGCUACGACGACGCGUGGGACCAGCGGCGCUUCGAGGAGGCGUUCCGCGUGGACGUGGUGCGGGAGGAGGACGGCGUGCUGGAGUUCGACAUGGUGGGCAUCGACGCGGCCAUCGCCAACGCCUUCCGCCGCAUCCUGCUCGCCGAGGUGCCAACGAUGGCUGUGGAGAAAGUGUUUGUGUACAACAACACGUCCAUCGUGCAGGAUGAGAUCCUGGCGCACCGCCUGGGCCUUAUCCCUAUCCGGGCCGACCCUCGACUCUUUGAGUACAGGAAUCAAGGAGAUGAAGAGGGGACAGAAAUUGAUACUCUGCAGUUUCAGCUGAAAAUAAAAUGCAGCCGGAAUCCUCAGGCAGCCAAGGAAUCAUCUGACCCAAAUGAACUGUAUUUCAAUCACAAAGUGUACAGUAAGCACAUGACAUGGGUGCCCUUGGGGAAUCAGACAGACCUCUUUCCGGAUGCUGACUUCCGACCUGUCCAUGAUGACAUCCUCAUAGCACUGUUGCGACCUGGGCAGGAAAUAGAUGUGCUCAUGCACUGUGUCAAGGGCAUAGGUAAAGAUCAUGCCAAGUUCUCUCCUGUGGCCACAGCUAGUUAUCGACUGCUUCCUGACAUUACUCUCCUGCAGCCUGUUGAGGAUGAGGCAGCCGAGACGUUACAGAAGUGCUUUUCCCCUGGAGUCAUUGAGAUCCAGAACAUCAAGGGAAAAAAGGUGGCAAGAGUAGCCAAUGCACGGUUGGACACAUUCAGCAGGGAAGUCUUCCGACAUGAGGGUCUGAAAAACCUUGUGCGCCUGGCAAGAGUGCGAAAUCAUUACAUCUUUUCAGUGGAGUCGACAGGUAUCUUGCCUCCAGAUGUGCUGGUGACCGAAGCCAUCAAGAUACUGAUGGGAAAGUGUCAGCGUUUCCUGAAUGAACUGGACAGUGUGCCUAUGGAGUGAGCACGCUGUAGCCAAGAAGCAGAACCCUGUGCUGCUGUUUUGGGCUUCCUGCUCCAGCCUGCAGGAGUGGUUCUUCUGCCCUAGGCAUGAGUUUUGAGAUGGAUUUGUUAAGAGCCCUGGGACCAUCUCUUUGAACUGGUUUUGUGUGUGAUGAGCCUCAGUGAGGAGAUGCACCAAAAUAAAAGCUUUCUUUUA